AUGAAAGCGUGGACGGCGCACGACCCAGAUACAACACUGUCAUGUUGCAGAACGCUACACGUAAAACAUGCUGCAUAUGCAAGUGCAUUAUACACAUUGAACAUAUCCAUAUUGGUGGUACUAUUGUACAGCUGGAGAAUUGGCGUCAACGCGAAAAGAUAUAAAGAACUUGACGACGUAUACUACGGUGUACAGAUAGCAUAUUUUGCGAUAAUAGGAACACAAAUGUUUAUGAUCGUCCUCAGUAUAUUUCUUUUCUACGGAAUCUACAAGGAGAAUGUAGCCUUUCUUGUGCCUUGGGUAGUUGGCUGCAUGACGUUUAUGGCGUUAGAGGCAAUGGCUAUGGUAUAUUCUAACAUACUUCGAGAUCACGUCAAUAAGCAAUUCGACGCCAUGUGUAAAGCAGAGAUAUCAUUUUUAAUGCCAAGAAUACUUUUGAAUUGUCUAUGCAUAUGGUGUGUUCUGCGGCUGUAUCAUCUUUUGAGAGCUGGAGUCACGUGGAAGGGUUCAGCGGCGAUAGAACUGUGA
This is a messenger RNA of Danaus chrysippus (African queen), 528 nucleotides long. NCBI's taxonomy places the organism in Eukaryota, Metazoa, Arthropoda, Insecta, Lepidoptera, Nymphalidae. The record is from the annotation of a GenBank genome assembly.